AUGGGAUUUCUUCGGGUUGGUACCUAUGUGAACGCCUUUAAGGCUAAACAAGCUGGAUUUGUUGGUAAUGCGGACGGAGAAGGCCGACUACUUGGAGGGAUCUAUCUGAUCGCUAACAACGAGUUGGUCUAUUCACAUCUGGAAAAGGAAUGGGGAGAUGCAGCUAACAUCGAUGAAGUCCGAAAUGCGAUUCAUAAAUUCAAGUAG
Messenger RNA from Haemonchus placei, 207 nucleotides. Lineage: Eukaryota; Metazoa; Nematoda; Chromadorea; Rhabditida; Trichostrongylidae. The record is from the annotation of a GenBank genome assembly.